AUGAAGGCAGGAGCCGCCGAGUACUCCUCAUCCGACUCUGAAGAGGAAGAUGACGACCUUCUCAUACCCUCAACCGACCCAAACGCCGACGAGUUUGCCGACUUCAACCCUCGCAAACGCCGCCGCACCGGCCGCAAUGCCAAAGAGAGCGCUGCGCUUGGUAUUUUCGGUUCCGAUAGCGAAGAUGAGCGCCCUGGUCAGCGAUGGAAGCGGAAGACUUUGCGGAGCAAAGGCGUGAGUUUCGUGUCGCAGAAAGAGAAUGCGCAAGACUCGGAAGACGGCGACCAACCGGACGAAGACGAUGACGAGGAUAUGGAUACGAUGAAGGCGCCUGCCAUCGAGGACGAGGAUGAAGACGACGAGGAAGGGGACACUCCAGGAGUUGGUCUGGGCUUUGGCGGUUCGGCCGCUCAAGGGCUUGGCUGGGCACCACCCACGCAAACGCAGUUUCCUAUGAAGACCAAGUUCUUGAGCACGCCGUCGAAAUCCACCACGAAGACGAGAUUUGACAACACUGCGCCUUUGGGCCAGGGGUUCGUUCCAUCCUCUGCGUACGAACCUGUUCUCAAUGUUACCAAUGAUGCCUCUCCGACGCCUCAGGUGGCUCGGCCCAGUGCAUUCUCCUCCAAAUCCGGCAAGCCUGGGAAAUCUGGAAGUGGCAAGGUCAAUCCCAAGUCAUUUGGUGCUCGGAUGAUGGCUAAGAUGGGCUACGUGGAGGGCCAAGGUCUGGGUAAAGAAGGACAGGGUCGAAAUAUCAUCAUCGAAGCCAAUCUGAGACCACAAAACAUCGGCUUGGGUGCAGUAAAAGAAAAGACAUUACAAGAGCGAGAAGAGGAGAAGAGACAAGCAAGAUUGCGCGGAGAAGUCGUCAUUGACUCCGAUGAAGAAGAAAAGAAGAGGAAAGCAGCCAGGAAGAAGAGAGCGCAGGCAAGCGGGAUCAGCAGUGGCAUUGGAAGCGGUGCCAGCACUCCCCGACGGCAGAAGUCUAAAUUCAUGACCCUAGAUGAGGUAAAAAAAGCCGCUCCUGGCUUAAAUAUUCCCGAUGCUUUCACGCCGAUCUUGGAUCUUACGGGUCCUGGACAAAAGAUGCUGACCUCUUCGUCUGGCUUGAUGACGCCAACUGGUGGCACAAGUGCGGAAAGCGUAGAGCAAGCUGAAUCGCGCAAAUUGGCGCGUCGCGCGCAAAACGACUUUAUGGCUAUUUUGGAGGAGUGGCAGAGCUUGCAAGAACGAAAAGCCUUCGCUGAACUUCAACUGCAACAGGAACGCCAGGAACUAGGAGAGUUGGACAAAGCGCUCGAGGACCAUCGAUCGAUUGCGAGCGUCUUUAAUGAACUAUCUAUUUCCGAAGAAGGUCUCGCAGAAGUGGGCAAGGAACUCAGACAGCGUUGGGACAGAGUUGUGUCGCUCCUACGCAAGGCGAAUGAGGCAACAUCAGAUCUGACCAUCAAGGCCAUGAAGGAUGAAAUGAGCUUUAUUGCUAUUGCAGCGCUACACCCUCUAUUUCGAGAAGCAGUACAGCCAUGGGACCCUCUGGAGGAAUCAACCCCCUACAUGGUUGCGGACCUGAUUUCCAUCAAAGGGAUGCUCGGGUUUGAGUCCUCUCUAACGAGACAUCAUCGACGCUCUGCGGCAACUCCCUACGAAAGCAUGAUGUAUAAGUUGUGGCUACCGCACGUAUCUCGCGCUGUGCGAGAUUGGAAUGUACGCGAGGCCGACCAAAUGCUUUCUGUGUAUGAAGCAUGGGAGAAACUACUUCCUGGCUUUGUGCGAAGCCAACUUCUUGAGCAAGAUAUCGUCCGAAAGUUGGACGAAGCUGUUGCCAAAUGGGAGCCGAAGAGGAAGAAGCAUCAUAACCUACCUCACCUCUGGAUAUUCCCAUGGCUGCAAUAUCUUCCUGCGCAUCACCUCGAUCCCAAGAGCUCCACGGGUCUUGUCUCUGAUGUGAAGAGAAAGUUCCGUCAGCUCAUCGAUGUCUGGGAUUUCGAUCAUGGAGUCAUCAAGGGGCUGAAGCAGUGGAAAGAUGUUCUUCGGCCUAACAAGUCUAACGAUCAAUGGUAUCCCCUCGUUAUGAAUCACAUACUCCCCAGCAUGGGCCGUUAUUUGCGAGCAAACUUCCGUGUCGACCCAAGCGAUCAAGAGACCUAUCUUCCCAUGUUGACGGGCGUGUUAAAGUGGCUGGACAUCAUCUCGCCUACGAUGAUUGGCGAAGUCAUAGUCGCCGAGGUCUUUCCGAAAUGGCACGAUGUGCUGUACCAGUGGCUUAUCAUGGAUGAUGCCAACUAUGAAGAGAUCGGGCAGUGGUUCGAAUGGUGGCAUGAUGAAGUUUUUCCCGCGGACAUCAAGGAGUUACCUUCUAUCGCUGCCGAGUUUGACAAGGGCACUGCAAUGAUCGAGGAGGCGUUGAACCUCGGUGAGAAUGCGAAAUCCCACUUGGUUCCUCCCCGAAAAGGCCCGGCCUUUGAGGUCAAGAAAACAGCCAAGGAGCCUCAACACAAACACCGCCAUCAUCCAGCAUCAGCGCCUAUUAUUCAAGAACCCGAGAAGAUCAGCUUCCGAAGUGUUGUGGAAGACUGGUGCCAGGAGAAUGACCUUCAGUUCAUACCGGAACGUAAAAAGGUCCACACAGAGGGCCCACUGUACAGGAUUACAGCGAGAGGAGAUGGGAAAGGUGGUGUCUUGUCUUAUUUCAAAGGCGACAAGCUCUGCGUGCAGACAAAGAAUGGGUUGGAAGAGUUUACUGGUGAUCGGGGCUCAGAUUGGGACCGAUUGAUGACAUUGGCAUUGUAG
Molecule: messenger RNA, 2790 nt
Organism: Phaeoacremonium minimum UCRPA7
Lineage: Eukaryota; Fungi; Ascomycota; Sordariomycetes; Togniniales; Togniniaceae
Product: putative spindle pole body component protein
Exons: 1
Coding region: 1-2790 (929 amino acids)
Biological process (GO): spliceosomal complex disassembly
Cellular component (GO): U2-type post-mRNA release spliceosomal complex
Molecular function (GO): nucleic acid binding
Source: RefSeq, a predicted model, not a curated record